AUGGCUUCUGCAACUAGCUUCUACGACUUCAAGCCGCUCGACAAGCGCGGCCAGGAGGUCCCUCUCGCUGACUACAAGGGCAAAGUCGUCCUCAUCGUCAAUACCGCCUCCAAGUGCGGCUUCACUCCUCAGUACGAAGGCCUCGAAAAGAUUUACAAGUCCAUCAAGGACAAGUACCCCGAUGACUUCACCAUCCUCGGCUUCCCCUGUAACCAGUUUGGCGGCCAGGAACCCGGCUCCAAUGAUGAGAUUCAGAACUUCUGCCUCGUCAACUAUGGCGUCAGCUUCCCCAUCAUGCAGAAGAUUGAUGUCAAUGGUGAAAAGGCCAGCGACUUGUACGAAUGGCUCAAGGCCGAGAAACCUGGCUUGAUGGGCCUUAAGCGCAUCAAGUGGAAUUUCGAGAAGUUCCUAGUUGGUCGCGAUGGCAAGGUCAAGGGUCGCUGGGCUAGCACUACCAAGCCCGAGUCGCUCGAGAAGCCCAUUCUCGACGAGUUGGAGAAGUCGGCAGGACCAGCAAACUAA
Metarhizium brunneum ARSEF 3297 is the source of this 522-nucleotide messenger RNA. It is a transcript of the gene GPX2, whose product is annotated as Glutathione peroxidase-like peroxiredoxin 2. Gene Ontology annotation, molecular function: glutathione peroxidase activity. Gene Ontology annotation, biological process: cellular response to oxidative stress. Lineage: Eukaryota; Fungi; Ascomycota; Sordariomycetes; Hypocreales; Clavicipitaceae. The record is from RefSeq and is a predicted model, not a curated record.